UCUGCAAGCCAACAGAAACAGGCAGCUGGCGGAUGAAGGAUGGCGUUACAUGUGGAACACCAUGAACCAGCAAUCAGCGCCACAGCAGAUGCCACCACGGAAUGUGGCACCAAUGCCACCACGGAAUGUGACACCAAUGUCACCACGGAAUGUAACACCAAUGCCACCACGGAAUGUGGCACCAAUGCCACGGCAAAUGCCACCACGGGAUGUGACACCAAUGCUACAGCAAAUGCCACCACGGAAUGUGGCACCAAUGUUACGGCAAAUGCCACCACGGGAUGUGGCACCAAUGCCACAGCAAAUGCCACCACGGAAUGUGGCACCAAUGUUACGGCAAAUGCCACCACGGGAUGUGGCACCAAUGCCACGGCAAAUGCCACCACGGGAUGUGGCACCACUGCCACGGCAAAUGCCACCACGGGAUGUGGCACCACUGCCACGGCAAAUGCCACCACGGGAUGUGGCACCACUGCCACGGCAAAUGCCACCACGGGAUGUGGCACCACUGCCACGGCAGAUGCCAUCACGGGAAGUAGCACCAGUGCAACGGCAGAUGCCACCACAAGAAGUAGCACCAGUGCCACGGCAAGUGGCACCAGUACCACGGGAAGUGACACCAGUGCCACGGUUCCAACAGCAUUUGCCACCUUUGCCACCACUGAGACCCAUUCGCUGGGAGAGGCCUUUCGAACAGAUCAUGAUGUGGGAAAACAACAACUGGGCAUCGCCAGAACGCCCGGGAGGCCCCCCGGAGGUCGACCCAUUGAGUCUUCCGCCUUUGAGGCCUAUAAGACCCAAGAAGGCUAAACUUUAACUCUGAGAGUUCGUUUAGCAAAUAUUCGAUUGGAGGAGCACCUGUUCUUGUUGUCUCAGGAGGGGCUAAGAAGGUGACUUAAGAUAUUCUUCGUU
This is a messenger RNA of Zophobas morio, 912 nucleotides long. RefSeq lists its product as uncharacterized. Lineage: Eukaryota; Metazoa; Arthropoda; Insecta; Coleoptera; Tenebrionidae. The record is from RefSeq and is a predicted model, not a curated record. The coding region runs from base 40 to 810 and encodes 256 amino acids. The transcript is spliced from 2 exons.